Molecule: messenger RNA, 1167 nt
Organism: Haemonchus placei
Lineage: Eukaryota; Metazoa; Nematoda; Chromadorea; Rhabditida; Trichostrongylidae
Source: the annotation of a GenBank genome assembly
AUGAAAAGGCAUGGUAGACGAGAUUAUCACCGAGGAAUACCGGUCGGAUAUCGUCGAUCAACGCCACAACCGUGCCGCUCAAUCCGCAAACGUGGGCGCCAUAAGCUCGAGCCAUACGACAUUUGGCAACCAACUUGUCCGCUGCUGCACUGCUACAUUCGAAAUCCUUGCUGCAACUUUCGUGGCAUUCGUUGAAAUACCUUCCCAUUCCAAACAGAUCUCGUGUUUCACAAGCUCUUUCAAAUUUUUCAACUCGCAAAGCUUCACUGAAUACAUGCCGAGCAACGGAUCGCAACUUGAAUGGUGAUGAGUAACUUGUCCCUUCAGCAAAACACUCUUCGAAAUCUUCUGGGCCCAGCAACUGUGUUAACUCCUCCUUAGUAGCCAUUUCAGGAAGGUUUUCGCACAACGCUAACAUGUCGUCCAACCGCUUCCCAAGCGCUUCCUUCCAUCAGUAUAUCGAAGCCGAUCGCAUCAACCUUCAAUCGUUCCAAUAUGCCUUUCCAUCCUGCAAGCAAAUAAUCGAACCAUUCAGGGCAUGUUGUUCCGUUCCAAUCAGUCGGUAGGCUGAUACUGCAUGAUCUGUAGUCCUCGUCCGUAUUUACAAAACGAAUUUCGGCUCUAUCAUUGAGAGCCGCUAGGAUCUCUGUACCCGUGUCGGUAGCCGUUGCAAUAGUUCCAAAUCCAUGUUCGGCUAUAUGUUCACUCACUAGCAAGGCCGCGUGAUCGAACCUCGCUGGUGCCGACUUGAUCUCGAUUUUCUUCUCAUGGAAACAAUAUUGAAUUCGAAUUUCUCAGAUUCUUUAUUCUUAGCAGCAGCAGCUUCAGGCUUUUCUUUUCCUCCGACGAGGACAAUUGGUCCACCAAACUCUUGAACGGCUCCCCAAGCACUCGGCAUAGCGUUCACAGUUUCCAAGUCAUUUGCUUGUCGAAGGGGAGCUGGAGGAGGACCCUUCAAUGAGGUCACUUGGCUUGUUGCAUCUACUUGCGUAGAUUUCGACUUUGUCUUCGUCUUCGACUUCGACUUUCUACGAGUCUUGACAUUCCUCUUUACAGGCUUUUUCUUACUAGGUUUUUUCUUGUCACCCGGAGCCCUCUCCUCAGGUGGGAACGUUGAUGGAUCGUCGGGAUCGUAUUUGAGUGGAGAAAUCGGCAAUCUUCUACUAG